This is a messenger RNA of Daphnia pulex (common water flea), 1560 nucleotides long. Its product is annotated as aminomethyltransferase, mitochondrial-like. The record is from RefSeq and is a predicted model, not a curated record. The transcript is spliced from 3 exons. Gene Ontology annotation, cellular component: mitochondrion. NCBI's taxonomy places the organism in Eukaryota, Metazoa, Arthropoda, Branchiopoda, Diplostraca, Daphniidae. Gene Ontology annotation, molecular function: aminomethyltransferase activity; protein binding. Gene Ontology annotation, biological process: glycine catabolic process. Bases 272 to 1483 code for a protein of 403 amino acids.
UGACUGAACUGGCAACUCCUUUGGAUUAGUGCGCUGUAGCAGUCGCAUGUCAAACUGUCAUACAAAUAUCAGCUGUUGCAUUUGUUGAUUUGUUCUGUUGUUAUAGAUUAUAGCCCUAUACCUUAUAUACUACGUGACGUCAUUAUAUAUACUCAAGCUAACUUACUAUUGCUGGCAACCUGAUAAGCUGAAUUAUUUGUGCAGCAAGUGUUCUUUAAUCAUUCGAGUGGUUAAGGCCAGUUUUUAUUGUUAAGAAUCCCACAGUGAAACCAUGUUGAAAAUCGCUAGGCAGUAUAAUAAUACUUUAAAAUUUACACCGCUCAUUUGUCGCUCGUUUUCCAGCGAAAAUGCGCCAAAGAAAACGUGUCUUUAUGAUUUAAAUGUAAAAUAUCAAGGUAAAAUGGUUGAUUUUGCUGGAUACCUGAUGCCUGUACAAUAUGGCGCUGAAGGAAUCCAAGCAUCCCAUAAGCAUACUCGUUCACACUGCAGUUUAUUUGAUGUGUCCCACAUGCUGCAAUCCAAUAUUCAUGGGAAAGACAAUGUAAAAUUUUUGGAAAGUUUGAUGGUGGGUGAUAUUCAAAGCCUUCCAAAUAACCAUGGAACACUUUCUGUCUUUACAACAGAUAGUGGAGGAAUUAUUGAUGAUUUCAUUGUUAAUAAAACCUCAUUAGGUUAUCUUUAUGUAGUUUCCAAUGCUGGAUGUCGUGAUCAAGAUUUGGCCCUACUGAACUCAAAAUUGGCAUUAGCCAAAAAAGAAGGUCUUGAUGUUGAUAUUGAAGUUCUGGAAGAAAGAGGAUUGCUGGCCAUACAGGGUCCUUUAAUGAUGUCCAUCUUACAACCCCAUGUUGAUAUUCCUCUCGACCAGUUAUAUUUUAUGACAACUUCCGUUGCCACUGUUUGUGGAGUACAAAAUUGCCGAAUAACUCGCUGUGGCUACACCGGAGAAGACGGCGUAGAAGUAUCCGUUCCACCCAGUGCGGCAGCAGAUAUAGUCGAUAAACUUUUGGAGUCCUCAAAAGGAGCUUUGAAGUUGGCUGGAUUAGGUGCUCGCGACUCUUUGAGACUGGAAGCUGGCCUGUGCCUGUAUGGAAACGACAUGGACGAAACGAUUAAUCCAAUUGAAGCUUCCCUGGCUUGGCUUGUUGCUAAACGCCGUAGGACUGCUGCUGAUUUUCCAGGCGCAGCUAACAUUCUUGCAGAACUUAAAUCAACAACUGGUAGGCGACGAGUAGGUUUUGUGUCACGCGGACCACCCGCCCGUGGACAUACGCCUAUUUAUUCAAAAGAUGGUAAUCUCAUUGGAGAAAUUACAUCAGGAUGCCCGUCACCCAGCUUACCGGGCGUAAAUGUGUCAAUGGGACAUCUGGAUCGCCAAUAUGUUAAAAGUGGAACCCAAGUGCAAUUUGAGAUUCGCAAAAAAAUGGUUGAUGCUCAAGUAACCAAAAUGCCAUUUGUGCCUACCAAAUAUUACAUAAAAAAGUAAUUAUCUAUUGACUGUUAACAUGUUAGUACAAAAGAUUAUCUGGUUGAAUAUUCAUUAUAUCUUUUUAUAAAUGCAAA